Camelina sativa (false flax) is the source of this 1410-nucleotide messenger RNA. RefSeq names its product alpha N-terminal protein methyltransferase 1. Gene Ontology annotation, molecular function: methyltransferase activity. Gene Ontology annotation, biological process: N-terminal protein amino acid methylation. NCBI's taxonomy places the organism in Eukaryota, Viridiplantae, Streptophyta, Magnoliopsida, Brassicales, Brassicaceae. Gene Ontology annotation, cellular component: cytoplasm. The record is from RefSeq and is a predicted model, not a curated record.
GCCACGAACCUCAAAAGCCCAACAACAACAAAAACAUGUUGUUGUCUCUAUACAGCCCAUUCGUUUCAAUUGGCCACUUCCAUUGCCACAACCACCAAAACCAUAUCUCACCGCCGCCGUCGACGACGAAACUUGCUUCACCACCGUAUCUGUACCGACGGAAGAAAGAGAGGAGAAGCGUUACAACACUCUUUUCUGAUUCCAUGGAGAUUUGUGGCGUAGAUUCUGAAGGGAAAGAGUUUGAUAGCGUACAAGACAUGUGGAGAGAAGAAAUUGGAGAAGAAGGAGACGAAACUAGAAAAACCCAAUGGUACAGAGAUGGUGUUUCUUAUUGGGAAGGUGUUGAAGCUUCGGUUGAUGGAGUAUUAGGAGGAUAUGGUCAUGUGAAUGAUGCUGAUAUUAUAGGAAGUGAAGUGUUUCUUAAGACUCUUAUGCAAGAAAGAUUAGUAAAUGGUGGAGCUAAUCAGCAUUUAGUAGCUCUUGAUUGUGGUUCUGGUAUUGGGAGAAUCACCAAGAAUCUUCUGGUUCGUUAUUUUAACGAGGUUGAUCUUCUUGAGCCUGUAGAGCAAUUUUUGAAUGCAGCUCGUGAAAACUUGGCAUCUGCGGGCUCAGAAACGCACAAAGCAACCAACUUUUUCUGUAUCCCUCUUCAGGAGUUUACUCCAGCUGCUGGAAGAUAUGAUGUCAUAUGGGUUCAAUGGUGCAUUGGGCAUCUCACUGAUGAUGACUUUGUUUCUUUCUUUAACCGCGCAAAGGGCUGCCUAAAACCUGGUGGGUUUCUUGUCGUGAAGGAGAAUAAUGCUAAAAAAGGAUUUGUUUUGGAUAAAGAGGAUCAUAGCAUCACCAGAUCGGAUCCCUACUUCAAACAACUCUUUCGCCGAUGUGGGUUACAUCUCUAUAGAACAAAGGAUCAAAAAGGUCUCCCACAAGAGUUAUUCGCUGUAAAAAUGUAUGCUUUAACGGUUGACACACCACCCAAAAUCCACCGAACCAGAUCAAAAACUCAUAGCAACAGACCGCAGAUUAUCAAAUGACAGGUUUAUUAUGGAAUCUUAGUCUUUUAAAUUGUAAGAGAGAAGCUACGUACCAAAGUUGUUGUAAGAUCUGGAUCAAGACUUGGCUGCUUCACUGUCACAUGGUUUGGUUUUGGCCUGCUCGAACAUCUUCACCUUCAUGUAAUGGAGACUUGCCAUGUUUAUUUAAACAGCUAUUCAAUAUCUCUGCCACUUUACUUUAUUUUGGGUUGAAAACUUGACUUCUAGUUUAUCUACGACCGGACCGGUCACCUCGGAGCUCGACUGUACCAGCUUCCUAUAGAACUUAAAGAGUUUUCUUUACUCUGCCAACAACAAACUUUGACUAUUGUCUAAGGAGUCAAUGAACUAUUGGGAUUAAUUAUAAUUUUCAAUU